GUGGUAGUGAGGGAGGGGACUGCAGUACUGAAUGAUCUUCCUGUAAAACCAGCAAAAACAGGAGCAGUGGGAAGUGUCAUGUGUGAGGAAUGUGUGGAAUGAGGGGUCAGCUGAAGAGCCAAUGUCAGGACAGCAUAUGAUCCCUGAUAUCCCUGGAGGAUUGCUGCAUGGGGGGCUAUGAAGAGCCGUGUGCCUCUUGAGACCUGCCAUGAUUUCAAGUAUUCCCAGGCUCAGAUAACUCCAAGAGAAGGACCCACCUUCCAUAUCACAGGCAAGAUGGAGCUGCUAAAGAGAUUGCCAUUGCACCGUACUUUCCUGGCUGUCAUCCUGAACCUGCUGGCUCUCGCCCUCUCCACCACUGCCUUGCUUGGCAGCUACUGGUGCACCGGGACCCAGAAAGUGCCCAAACCUUUGUGUGGGAAGAGCAAAGCCACCCAGUGCAUCGGUGUCCCCAUGCCAUCUGAUGCAGAUACGAGCAAUGUUUCAUCUGAGGAUGUGGUGCACUACAGCUGGGAGACUGGAGAUGACCGUUUUGCCUUCAGAUACUUCCACACAGGGAUGUGGCUUUCCUGUGAAGAGAACAUGGAAGGGCCAGAAGAGAAAUGCCGCAGCUUUAUUGAGCUUUCACCACCAGCAGAGAGAGGAAUCCUGUGGCUGUCGCUGGGAUCAGAGAUGCUGUACAUCAGCUUGCUGCUCAUCAGCUUCAUCCUCCUGACAGUGGAAAUGCUGCAUACUGGCAAUCCUGUCUGUGGGAUGAAGCUCAAUGCCUUUGCUGCUGUCUCCUCGGUGCUGUCAGGUCUCCUUGGGAUGGUGGCCCACAUGAUGUACAGUCAAGUCUUCCAGGCAACUGUUAAUCUGGGACCAGAGGACUGGAGACCGCACUCAUGGGACUAUGGCUGGGCGUUCUACAUGGCCUGGGCCUCCUUUACCUGCUGCAUGGCCUCUGCUGUCACCACUCUCAAUACCUACACCAAGACGAUACUGGAGUUCAAAAGGAACCACAUCAAGGGCUACGAUGGGAGCUUCAAGGAUCAGCCUCAGCACCACCAGUGCUUCCUACAGCAAAUAAGCAGCUACUAUGAGCCCAGAGGCAAGGCCUUCCUUUCAGUCUCUGAGGGAGUUGACUUCUACACUGAUCUGCAGCAGAAAAUGCUACAGCGGGAACCAGAGCUGGAGCUGGAUGAAGUCUUGGGCCAGACAAUCGGGGAGGAUCGUUGUUAGGGAUGAUGAGUGUACAGGGACAGAGCAGUGGGGUUUGGGAGGCACAAGAGCUCUGCAACGAACACUGGCACCACUGUUAGCAAGCUCUUGGGGGACUCUUCCUUCUUCUACAGUUCAGGGAUUGAGAAGAGAAGGUGGGCACUGGGUCAGGGCAACCUACAGUGCUAACAGUAGCAGGCUGAGGGUCCUCCCUGAUCACAGUUUUACGGCUGUCCUCUGCUGAGAAGGGUGAAACUGGAGGGACAUGUUGGUGCCAGCUGUCUCAAGUACUUUCAGGCAGAGUUGAGGCAAAUAUCCUAACCCCAGUACUGCACUUGGGAAUAGACGGUCAGCACCAUCCAGAUGGCAAAUUGCACUGCUGGACCUCUUUGAGUGGGUCACACUGACCCCAGUUCAGUGCUAUGGUGAAGGGCAUCAGUGUUCAUAUUGAUUAGUUGUCAUCCUCUCUGAACACCCUAUUUAUUCUUAAUUUCCAGGCCCAGAUUCCUCUUCUCCCUGCCCCCAGAUUAAAAGUCCUGCUGCAGUAGGAAUGGGGGUUAGCUUUCAGACAUCUCUCUCCUCCACUUUCCUAUCCGUAAUGACUCCCACAUGCUCCCCUCUUGCUUUUUCCCCAGAAAUCUCUCAUUCUGAGGUACUUUACUGUCUGCCUCUUUUUACUGUUUCUCCACAACCUUUAAGAAUCUUUGGCUGUACUUUUGUUUUUUUCUUUGCUU
This is a messenger RNA of Neopelma chrysocephalum (saffron-crested tyrant-manakin), 1934 nucleotides long. It is a transcript of the gene GSG1, whose product is annotated as germ cell associated 1. The record is from RefSeq and is a predicted model, not a curated record. Gene Ontology annotation, cellular component: plasma membrane. Bases 178 to 1221 code for a protein of 347 amino acids. The transcript is spliced from 8 exons. NCBI's taxonomy places the organism in Eukaryota, Metazoa, Chordata, Aves, Passeriformes, Pipridae.